Messenger RNA from Miscanthus lutarioriparius, 930 nucleotides. The record is from the annotation of a GenBank genome assembly. NCBI's taxonomy places the organism in Eukaryota, Viridiplantae, Streptophyta, Magnoliopsida, Poales, Poaceae.
AUGGACUACGCGCGUAGCAUGAUCAGCAGCUCCGCCGUGCCAUUCCGUGCUGCCGGCGAUGGCGGAGGACAGGUGUUUCUCUUUGGCGGCGGCGGAUUCCUUCGAGGAUUGCCGUUGGUGGGUGGCGCCAGCGCUGAUGCCGGUGCGGCGGACGGCCGGAGCAAGCGGCCGUUCCAGCUGACGGCGGCGCACGAGGAGCUGCAGCUGCAGCUCCAGCUGGAGCUGGGCGACGACGAGCUGUGCGGCCUCGACUACGACCUCCACGGGCCGCAGCAGCAGGAGCGCACGAAGCGGCGGCUGACGGCGGAGCAGGUGCGGGACCUGGAGCUGAGCUUCGAGGAGGAGAAGCGGAAGCUGGAGCCCGAGCGGAAGAGCGAGCUGGCGCGAAGGCUCGGGAUCGCGCCGCGCCAGGUGGCCGUGUGGUUCCAGAACCGCCGCGCGCGCUGGAGGACCAAGCAGCUGGAGCAGGACUUCGACCGCCUCAGGGCCGCGCACGACGCCCUCCUCGCCGGCCGCGACGACCUCCUCGCCGAUAACGAUCGCCUCCGCUCACAGGUGAUCACGUUAACUGAGAAACUGCAAGUGAAGGAGUCGUCAGCGUCAGAGCCGGAAGAGCAGACAGUUGCCGUUCAAGAGACGGUCUAUACUCUUUUCCAAGAAGACAAGCUCUACUCCGAGAUCGCCACCGACAACGCUGCAGCGGCGGCGCCAGGGACCAACGACAGCCCGGAGUCCUACUUCGUCGGGGCGCGGUCGCCUCCGUCGUCGCCAGAGGACGACGACUGUGGCUGCGGCGCCGAUGACCGCACCUUCUUCCUCCCAGACGCUCUGCUCGCCACGACCGUGGAGCAGGGCCUUGGGGGUGCUGCUGAAGAGGAUGGGGCGCAGCUCAACAACUGGGCAUGGUUAUGGAACGAUCAGCAGUAUUAG